Gryllus bimaculatus (two-spotted cricket) is the source of this 6456-nucleotide messenger RNA. The record is from the annotation of a GenBank genome assembly. NCBI's taxonomy places the organism in Eukaryota, Metazoa, Arthropoda, Insecta, Orthoptera, Gryllidae.
CGGUGUUAUAACCUACAAACCCAACAAAACCAACAGGUUCCCUUGACGGCCAUAUUGAAAAUCUCGAGCAUUCGUCGACAAUUGAACACGAACACCCGCAAAUUGUAAACUGUAUACCGUGUGAAGAGCGACCAAGAGUAAAGAAUGUGUUAAUUGUAGCAUUAUAUGUCGUGAGAUGUGAUGCGACGUACUGAUCAGUAAAGUGGAUUUUUAGUAAAGGAAAUUCUGAAUGGUUAAUGUCUUCUCAAGUAUUUAAAAUGGAUACACCUCCGUGUUUAGAUACAGUGUAUCAAGCGGUGUUUACCCUCUACCAUAACCCGGACACAUCCGAAAAAGAAAAAGCUUCUUACUGGUUACAAGCACUACAACGAUCUGUGUACUCUUGGAAAGUUGCUGAUGAAAUGCUUCGUGAGAAGAGAGAUUUGGAAUCAUGUUACUUUGCUGCACAGACAAUGCGUAGUAAAAUACAGUACUCAUUCCUUGAAUUACCCCAGGAAGCUCACAUAUCUUUACGAGACUCUCUUGUAGAACAUAUAGGACAAGUAAAUGAUGCUACGAACACUGUAAUUGUGACACAGUUGUGUUUGGCUCUAGCAGAUUUAGCGUUGCAAAUGUCAUCAUGGCAAUCACCAGUAUUAGAUCUUAUCAAUCAAUUUGGAGGAAAACAUUUAGGUCCACUUUUGGAAAUACUGACAGUACUACCAGAAGAAGUAAAUUCUAGAUCUUUACGAUUAGGUGCAAAUAGACGAAAUGAAAUUAUUCUCUCAUUGGGAAUGGCAUCUGGGACAGUGAUACAGUUUCUGAAAAGUUGUUUAUCAAAUAGUGGAGAUAAUACCCAGAUUCAUAUAAAAAUCUUGCGAUGUUUUACCUCUUGGAUAUCUAUUCAAGCAAUCACGUUAGCAGAUGUUUCUGAAAAUAUAGUUAUUGCUCAUGCAUUCAAUGUUUUGGCAAAUCAUCAGUGGCGUGUGGAGGAAGAUGUACUCAGUGAUGGGGAAAGUGAAGUUACAGAAGUAGAUGAGAACUAUGUUUCCUUCGCGUCUGUCAUUGAAGAUGACAGCACUGCAACUUCUGAUUGUGAUGACAGCACAUCUCUUGUUCAAGAUUAUAUGGAAGAAAGGUUUAAUAGAAAAUGGUACAGUCAGGAGGCACUGCCAUUAACUUCUUGUGUUGUUAUUGGUUCCUCCUACUUGUAUCCAAUGGCCUGGCUUUUUACCACAUCAUACACUGUAAACUUGGCACUUGAAGAUCAUGUGUUUGAUACAGUGUUGGCAAGCAUUGUUAGUACACCUGGUGUCCAUGAAGCUGCUACUGAUUGCUUAUGUGCACUUCUUCAGUGUUUGGAAGAUAAUAAUAACCAGCAAUCUUUGGAACUGCAACUUUUCACUGGCGUCAUGGCUCUAGAAGAAAGUUUUCAUUUGUCAGUUGCCCAUGAAGAUCAGGAAAAGUCAAUGAACUAUUGUCGUAUUUUCACGGAGUUGGCUGAAUCCUUCUUGGAGAAGAUAGUGAAUGGAAGUACAGCAAAUGAAGCACAUUAUGCUAUUAAAAUAUUAAAUCUUGUACUGACAUGUGUCGGCCAUCAUGAUUAUGAGGUUGCUGAAAUAACAUUUAAUUUGUGGUAUCGACUAUCUGAGGAAUUGUAUCAGAAGAAUAGUGAGCCUUUAAUUUCAAUGUUUAAGCCUUAUGUUGAACGUUUGAUUGAAUCUCUCUGUAGACAUUGUGAAAUGGAACCAGAUCAUGAAGGAUUGUUAGAAGAUGGGGAAGACUUUGCAGAUUUCCGAGUAAAAGUUUCAGAGCUUAUAAAGGACGUUGUCUUUAUAGUUGGUUCAUCUAACUGUUUCAGACAAAUGUUCUUAAGUUUACAACAAACAAAUGUAACAUGGCAUUCGAGUGAAGCUGCUUUAUUUGUCAUGCAGGCUGUAGCAAAAAAUAUUUUACCUGAAGAAAACGAGGUUGUGCCUAAGGUUGUGGAAGCUAUUUUACACUUACCAGAGACAACUCACAUAGCUGUUCGUUAUACAUCUGUUUUAUUGCUUGGAGAACUUUGUGAAUGGAUAGAAAAACAUCCUCAGUCCCUAGAAACAAUAUUAAACUUUUUACUGUAUUGCUUGCAACAACCCCAGUUGGCAUCUGCUGCAGCAAUAGCUCUACAAAAUAUUUGUAGUGCUUGCCAAGAUCAUAUGACUGUUCAUUUCAAUGGACUUCUACAGAUUAUUCAGUCUCUUGACACUUUUCGCAUUACGAAUGAAGCUGCAAUUGGCCUACUUAAAGGUGUUUCGUUAAUUUUAGGACGAAUGCCAGGGGAUCAGAUUCAACAAGCCAUGAAACAAAUAUGCUGGGUUCAAGUUAAUCCUUUGAAUCAUUUAAUAGAGAAUGAUGUUAAAACAGAGAGAGGCACCAACUCCGAUCCUGUACUUUGGUUUGAUCGUUUAGCUGCAGUUUUUAGACAUACAAAACCACCAGUUGACAAUGGCGCUGUGCAUCCUUGUCAGCCCGUAAUAACAGAGAUUUGGCCCGUUCUCUCGAAAGCAUGCAACAAAUACCAGGGUGACAUCAGAGUGAUGGAGCGAUGUUGUCGAUGCUUACGUUUUGCUGUUCGUUGUGUUGGAAAACAGUCUGCUCAUCUCUUGGAGCCAUUGGUUCAGCAGAUUGUGAUGCUCUAUCAGGUGAAUCAACACAGUUGUUUUUUGUAUCUUGGAAGUAUACUGGUCGAUGAAUAUGGAUCAGAGCCUGGUUGUGUGCAGGGGUUAUUGGAUAUGCUUCAGGCGUUCAUAGCACCAACAAUGAGAGUUUUGCAAGAAACAAAUGGAUUGAAGAACCAUCCUGAUACUGUGGAUGAUUUGUUUAGACUGUGUGCAAGGUUUCUUCAAAGGAUGCCAGUGCAGUUUCUUCAGGCCGCUACACUGCCUUGUAUUUUAGAUUGUGCGCUUCUUGCUUGCACUUUGGAUCACAGAGAUGCAAAUGCAUCUGUAAUGAAAUUUUUUUGUGACCUCAUACACUCUGGCAGACAUCGACAGGAAGAUGAAGCUUAUGAAGUUCGCCAGACGCUGGUGAAGUCACUGAUAAGUGAACGUGGACAAGUUCUAGUCAGUAAUUUAAUUCAUGCAUCCGUUCUUUGCCUCCAUUCCUACAUGUUAUCAGAUGUCGCAGAUGUGAUCAUGGAACUUAUGUACACUGAUCGUGCGGCGGUCAGUCAAUGGUUGCAAAAUGCUCUUCAGUCACUUCCUACCCAGAAUUCAGGAGGAAGUGUGACUGCAACCCAAACUCAGCUUGCAGAUUUUCAUCAGCUGUUGACCAGAGCUGAAGACUCCAAGGCUAUUACCCACGCAUUAAGAGGAUUUGCUCGACUGUAUCGCUGACUACACAAAAUACUGUGGCGGCGAGAGCAGUUAUAAGCUCUUCCCACAGUAACAUUUGUAUGAACUAAGAAUUGUUUCAAGGAAUACAAGAAGAAAAUACUUUCAUAACAUCCACAAAAGAAUAAGUGUUGAAUUUUCCUGCAACAGAUGUGGAAGAAAUUCUUACGUAUUCAAGAAGCAUGAACAUCCUGUUCUUACUAUGUGAUAAAAAAAAAAAAAAAGAAAUAAAAAAAGACGAAUGUAAUUGAAUGAAUUCUUGUGAAUGUGUAUGCUGACUGUGGUUUGAAUCAUUCCAGAUAGCAAAAUUGUGAGCAUGUGUGAUAAACAGAGAAUAAAAAUGGAAAAUAUAGUAUAUGUAUAGUAUAUAUCAAUAUACUAUGUACAUUUAUAAAUAUAUAAUCUCAUGCAUACUAGCGUGUGAGUAUAUUACCAUUUAUUUUUGGUGUAAUGUGGAACAUUUAUGUCUCAGUCAUGUGAACAGUAAUUUUUUUUAAAUUUUUGUUUUUAUUUAUUUAAUUUGUUUGACAAAUCUUGAAGAUAAGUGAACUAGCUUUCUUUGUGCACCUCCUAUUGGGAAGAUUAGUUCUUAAUGAGCUUUUGUUUCAAAUAUUGCCAUAUAUUACUGGCCACAGGUAAUGAGUUGAUGUGUCCUGUACUUUGCGCUAAAGAUGUGCAUUCUUCUUCCAAGAUACUAUUGAUAUAUAUAUCAAUGACACGAUAGAGAAAAUGUGACUUGUAAAUUAUUGUAAGCAUAUUGAAUAUAUUUUAUCGAUGCAGCAGGUCAGUAUGGAGUAUUGUUGAUUUAAUUAAGUUACUGCUUGCAAAAGUCCAUCUGUUCCAUACGCGUUAACAAAUGUAAUCUACUGACUAGCUGCACUGGAAAGGGUGCAAAUUCUUUUAAUUGCUAUUAAAUACAAAUUCUAAGAAAAAAGUAAUGUAGUUUCUAAUGAAAUAACCAUAAUUUAGUGAAGUAUUUAUGGCAUCUGUUCAUAUUUUCAGUUAAAUUAUUUGCACCAAAGAUGUAUGAAAAAUAUUGUUUUAGCAUAUUUACAAAGAAUUUUAUAAUUCUUGACUACUAUCUCUUUUCACUGUUUCACUUCCUCUUCCCUUUUUUUCAUGCUCUGGUUAAUCAAGUAUGUAUAAAAUAUGUAACAUGUAAUCAUUUAGUAAGUUCUCAUUCCAUUUCUGUUGUGUGGAAAUCUUGACAGUUUGAAGAACAGAAGUUUUACCGAAUUCUUCAUAAUAAUUGGAAUUUUGCUUUUUGCACAAGAAACUUUUCUCUGUUCAUUGCCAUUGUCUCCCUUCUUGUAGACAUUCACUACAAGUAAAAAGUUUUUAAGCAUUCUUUGUUUGGAGACAUUUUUCAUUUACUGAUAAUUAAAACAGGUCAUUAGAUUUAUACGGAUUAUUACUUUACUUGUGUAUUGGACAGUAUGUGAGUUUGGUGGUUGGUGAGCAAAAUAAUUGUGCUAAUCUAUGUCUUGUAGAAAAUAAGAUUUAAAGCAUGUACAUAAUAAAUAAAAAAAAAUGAAAACAAAAAAGAGAAAUUCUUUGAUGUUCAGAACACAGAAGCAAAUUUUGUCUCUCCCAUUUUUUUCAUAUGAAAAUUCAAUGAUAAGGAGUGUAAAAUGACCAAUUUAAGUACUGCAGUUAAAUGUGUUUUGCUCUCCAACCACUGGUAUUUUGAAUACACACUGUGUUAUUAGAUAUGCUAUAGUUGUUUAGUCAUAUAAUAUACAUGAAUAUUUUGUUAUAAAAUAGAAAAAUGCGAUGAUUUUAUGAAAUGGACAGAUAUGCAAUAUUGUCCAUUGUUUCACAGUUUGAAUGUUUCUGAAUUGAAGUUGAACAUGGUGACUUCUCAUAUUUAUACAAUUUGAAUAUAAUGGGUCAUGGAUGAAGCAGUAUUAAUAUACUGAACUAGACGCAUUCAGAUGUCCAAACAAUAGGGCUCAUUUAAUGUGCUCAUUGAACAGAUGAUUUAAGAAUCAGCUUUUUAUAGAAGUUAUGAGUGACCACAUGUUAUUCUCUAAUGGCUAUUUUGAGCAAUUUACAUGAAAUUGAAUUGAAGAAAUGUAUGGUAUUUUCAAGCCAGCCAGCAAGAUAAAAUUUUAGUAAUCUGUGUCUGUAUACAAGAAUGAAGAUAAUGAGCUAAAGUAUAAACCAGUAAUCGACUUAGUGGAAACAACUGGAAUCAAAUAUUAUUAUUAUUAUUAUUAUUAUUAUUAUUAUUAUUAUUAUUAUUAUUAUUAUUAUUAUUAUUAUUAUUAUUAUUAUUAUUAUGUAAUUAAGACUGUUGUAUAUGGAUGUUAAGAGCAUAGCUUUUUGUUGCAAGUUUGUACUAUUAAUUAAUAAUUUUGCAAUCUAUAGGUGUUUACGUAUGGUAUUAAUUAUAAAAAUAAGUUAACAGCAGUCUGUGUCAAACUUGGUUUUAAAAUAUCUGUCUACUUUCAGUUCUAUUCAAAUCAUAUCUCCUUUCAGUUUUUGAGAGUGUCUUUCUUAGGGAAGGGAAGAUAUCUGAAUUCAUAUUUAUUGGGCUCAUCAAAUGAAGUUCAGUUGUUACCAUCAAUAUUGAAAUCUAGUGUUACCUGAUGAUGGCUAGCUGAUGUGAAUUUAUUCUGAUCAGCAAUGAAAUUGUCUUGUCAGAAAGCUCAAUAUAUCUUGGUUUGAAUACUGAUGUUAAAAUAGUGCUGGAAUAAAUCUCCAGUGCAUUCCACCAGAUCAAAGCUAUGAUAUUAGCAAAUAUAAGUGUUAUGUUAAUUGUAAUGAGUCGCAUUUAUAUGUAUAAUUGUAUUUCUGUGUUUUUAUUGUGGUAUUAAAAAAUGUUAACUGUUUAUUCUACCAUAAGGAAGAAACUAUAGGACUGCAUUAUAAGAAAAUGGUGGCCAUUUCUUCCUGUUUCGUUUUUAUUACCCUACAGCAAAAGUACUAUAGAGCCAUGAUUACUUCAAAGACACAUUUUAUGCAGCUCAUAAAAUCUGUUUUUACUCUCUGAUGAUUGUGUGCGGUUAGUAACUUAUGUAUAGUAAUGAAUAAUGAAGACUGCAUUAAAUUCCAUCAUGAUGUAUGUCAAUAUUAAAUGAAUGAUGCCCUUUUCACUUGC